AUGAGCCCUCCACAUCAGGCUCGCACGGAUGUCAUCAUCAUGCAAAUUUUGCAACAACUCCAGCAGCAGCAGGCCGUCACCAACCAGCUCCUCCAGCAGCAUCGUGAAUCUGCACAACAGCAGCAAGGAUUCCUGCAGCAGCAAGAACACGCGUUCCGGAAUGCCAUGUCAGCAAUUCAAGUUACUGUUCCCCCCAAUCCGGAAGUGAUUUUGGACUCGUUGGCUGGGAAUAUCAGAGAGUUCCAGUACGACCCGGAAAAUCAAAUCACAUUCGCUGCGUGGUAUGCCAGAUACAAAGAUCUUUUUGCGAAAGAUGCUGAAAGGAUCGACGACGAAGCAAAAGUGAGGUUACUUCUUCGCCGGUUGGGCACAAACGAGCACUACAGGUAUGUCAGCUAUAUUUUACCCGGUGCUCCGAAGGAUUUUACCUUCCAAGAUACGGUGUCGAAGUUGAAGGGACUUUUCGGCACGAAGGAGUCCACCGUCAAGAAACGUUACAGCACCCUCACCGUCAGCAAGGCAGCGACAGAGGAUUAUGUUCCUUUUGCCUGUCGUGUCAAUAAAAUGUGUGUGGAGUUUGAGCUAUCCAAGCUCUCAGAACAACAUUUUAAAUAUUUGAUGUUCGUGUGCGGUAUGAAAUCAGAGUGCGAUGCGGAGGUACGCACCAGGUUGCUUAGACAAAAAUAG
Molecule: messenger RNA, 687 nt
Organism: Sabethes cyaneus
Lineage: Eukaryota; Metazoa; Arthropoda; Insecta; Diptera; Culicidae
Exons: 1
Coding region: 1-687 (228 amino acids)
Source: RefSeq, a predicted model, not a curated record